UUGUACUUCGCUUUCCUUUGCCCACUCUCUUUCUACAACAAACAUGGCCGCUAAAUCGGAUGGAGCAGCCCUGUGUGUGAGCGAGAACGAAAGCGCUUCGCGUUGUCUGGUUGGCCCGGAGCAGAGCGCGGCUCCACUGCAGCCUUGCGCCGACAAGCGCUUCACGCUGCUGGACUGCUGCUGGGUGCUGUGCGCCCUCCUGGUCUUCUUCUCCGACGGAGCCACCGACCUGUGGCUAGCAGCGGACUACUACUUGAGGCGGGACUAUUGGUGGUUCGGGCUUACGUUAGUAUUCGUGGUGGUUCCCUCCGUGGUGGUUCAGGUGUUGAGUUUCAGGUGGUUCGUCUAUGAUUACUCGGAGCCGAGCGCGUCCCCGGGCGGGGAUGGAUGCAGUUUCAGCACCAAGGGCAGCGACCAGCGGAGCUGCGGCAGCGCGGCAGGAGCGCGAACGGUGCCUGCGAAUGGCACGCAGAAAUGCUGCAGAGUGUGCAUGUGGAUCUUCCAGUCCAUCAUUCACAUCUUGCAGAUGGGCCAGGUCUGGAGGUACGUCCAUACCUUGUACUUGGGAGUGCAGAACCGUUGGCAUGGCGAACUGGGUCAGUGUCAUUUCUACUGGCGUCUGAAGUUCGAGAGCGCUGACAUCAACAUGCUGCGGUUGCUGGAGGCGUUUCUGAAGAGCGCACCUCAACUCGUGCUGCAGCUCAGCAUCAUGAUCCACAGCAACCACAUACUGCCCCUGCAGGGUCUCUCUGCAUCUGCAUCAUUGGUUUCUCUUGCCUGGAUGAUUGCCUCUUAUCAGAAGGUUCUGCGAGACUCCCGAGAUGAUAAGCUCCCCAUGUCCUACAAGGCUGUGAUUGUCCAGAUGCUCUGGCACCUCUUCACCAUCGGUGCUCGAACCAUCGCCUUCGCCCUCUUUGCUUCAGUCUUCCAACUCUACUUCGGGAUCUUCAUUGUGGCCCACUGGUGCGCCAUGACCUUCUGGAUCAUCCAGGGCGAGACCGACUUCUGCAUGUCCAAGUGGGAGGAGAUCAUCUACAACAUGGUGGUGGGUAUCAUCUACAUCUUUUGCUGGUUCAAUGUCAAGGAAGGACGUGCCCGCUUUCGACUGGGCGUCUACUACUGCGUGACCUUGAUUGAGAACGUUGGACUCACCGCAGCAUGGUACAUCCACAGAGGACCGCACACCUCGGACUUCUACGCCUUGAUUAUCGUGUGCGUGGUGGUGUGUAGCUAUGCACUGGGAACAUUCUUUAUGUUUGUGUAUUAUUGCUUGCUCCACCCAGACGGGCCCAUCCUGGGCACUCAGUGGAGCUGUGUAGAGGAGGGAAUGGGGGUUAUCGGGCUAGGGGGCAUUGGGGAUUUGGGUACACCUCUGCCCCAGCAAGAUGUGGUCACCAGUCCUCCCAGAACCCUCCAGAGGACUACAGGUGGGGAUCGGGAAAUUGGGUCGGGGGAUAGAGACAGCUGCUUACCUGUAUUUCAGGUGAGGCCUCCUAGUGUGCCCCCAGCUCCCUCCUCUCAUCCCCCAAGGACUGAGGGUCCCGUUAUUCGCAUCGACCUGCCAAGAAAAAGGUACCCGGCCUGGGAUGCCCACUUUAUUGACCGUAGGCUGAGGAAGACCAUCCUGGUGCUGGAGAAUACGUCUCCUGUGACGCCUCGCAUCCAGUACUACAGCUUCAGCAACCCCAAAGAAGUGAUGGAGUAUGAGACUACAGUGUAGUGUUGCUCAUACCUCCCUCCACCAGGGGCUCCACCUUCCAAGUGACAUCUCUAUGCAGAGAAGAUGCCAAGACGGGACAUUCCGAUCAUUGAUGGUCGGCAUGGUGCUACACAGUGGGACCUCUGCAUGUUUGGCAUCAGGAAACAUCUGUUGCCAGGGAAUGAUGGACUGGUCUGAGAGGUACUCUAAGCAGGCAGGAACAUGAACGUGCCAUUUAAACGUCAAAUGAAUUGACCUGCAUGGGAAGUGACGAAAGGGACAUACCUUUCUACCAAACAUUAAUAGAGAUGCACUGAACAUAAAUAGAGAGAAUUUAAAUGACAGUGAUGCUUGUGAUGAGCAACAAGAGGAAGUGGGCAUAUGUAAAAUAUAGAUGAACUGACCAAUCAGUAUUCUUCAGGACCACCCUGACUGCUGUAUUGGUCUAAGUCUCUUUAAUGUUUCAGUGACCUGAAAAAAGUACAAAUUGUGUAUUAUAUGCUUCUGUGAAUGGUGAGGUUAGCAAGUUCAGUCAGUCAUCUGUUUCCUCAAAAGAGUUCUUCUGUAAUUAUUGACUUAUUUAUUUAUUAGAUUUAUUUUUAUGACUCUGUGGCCAUGUCUUUGAUAUAACUCUUCUAAUUGAACAUUCAUAUAUAGAUAUUAUCUUUUGUUAUAUAUAAUAGAACGGUUGCCAGUGUGUCGGUUUGAAUGUUAAUGGGUUGUCUGUACGUUUGACUGGUCUUGGAUCAUGCUGCAUUGUUUAUCUGUAAAGAUAAAUGAAAAAAAAAAAAAAAAGUAAUAUAAUAAGACAAAAAGCUGUGAUCAAACUUUGGUUGGAAAAAAUUAUGUUGUAAAAAAAUAUUCAGAUGACAGCCUCGGAAAAGUAAAACAAUUGAAUUUGUGUGUGUUUGGGAGCUUAAUGAAAACAAUAGUAAUUUUUCAAAACUUGUCAAUGCUUUUAAGAGAAAGGACCUGUUUGUUUUGCCAUGUAAGUGAUAAUUUUAUUCAAAACAGUGGUUUUUUUGACACAGAGAAGAUCCAAAUGAUUGGCAGAGUGAAUUCUAAUCAGAUGUGUGAACUGAUGUCUCUUUCUUAAGAGUCAUGGGUUGCUCCAUCCGCAAGCCUCAAAAUCCUUUUACAUGUGUUCAUUUCACCCAUUAUUUUGUUAUUUGGUAGGGGGAAGACGAUUGCUGUGGUUAUGGGGAGUUUGGGUUCUAAUGUUUUUGGGGCUUUGUGGUUUGGCAAUUGUGAAUGUUCCUUUUAAGCCAUGUAAAGCUGCACUUGAGGAACGCUGGGGAUGAAAAUACAGUAUGUGUGAGAGUACUUAUCUUGAAAAAGAGAGACUUUUUUGUCACCUCAUAAAAUUUUAAGACCACUUUUUUUUUGACUGCUCAUCCUUCUUAGCUCUUUUCUAGUGCUUUUUUGAGUUAGAACAAUUGUAAAGAAAUCACAUCACUUACAAAACUAUCACAACACAUCAGCUGUCUCUCUCUCUCUCUCUCUGUGAGGUCUUUUGGAGUCGUGCUGCUUUGAAAUUCCAGUGCCCGGUUAAAAAGCAAGCAAUGAAAUUCACAUAUAUCCAGAGAUGUGGUGGGUAAUUGUCAGUGGCAGGAAUCCUGUUGUCCAAUACAAAGACUCUGAUGGAGUAGCAAAUGAUGCUCCACAGCUGUAAUUAUGCUGCACUCUGAGGGGGUGUUCACACAGGAUGCGUUCUUGCAUUAUUUUGUGCUAUUUUUAAAUUGUCAGUCUACGUACACAUACAUAAGCAGACAUGUUUGGCCGUUGGAAGUUUUUUAUGUUUUUUAUUUAUUUAUUUUUUGCAACGUCUUGUGCCAUGAUUGUCAUUUUCUAAGAGGGAGCAUUCACACAGGAUUCGUCUUAUGUCCAUCUAUGCUAUUGGUCUAUAUGAACAUGCACUAGAUGGGCUUUGAUCAUUGGGCCUCAAUGUUUUUCUAGCAUCUCUUGACAUGAUCACUGAUUUUUUAAACAGUAUA
Molecule: messenger RNA, 3693 nt
Organism: Myxocyprinus asiaticus (Chinese sucker)
Lineage: Eukaryota; Metazoa; Chordata; Actinopteri; Cypriniformes; Catostomidae
Product: XK-related protein 7-like
Exons: 3
Coding region: 44-1720 (558 amino acids)
Biological process (GO): phosphatidylserine exposure on apoptotic cell surface; engulfment of apoptotic cell; apoptotic process involved in development
Cellular component (GO): plasma membrane
Source: RefSeq, a predicted model, not a curated record